Molecule: messenger RNA, 1566 nt
Organism: Hordeum vulgare subsp. vulgare (domesticated barley)
Lineage: Eukaryota; Viridiplantae; Streptophyta; Magnoliopsida; Poales; Poaceae
Exons: 3
Coding region: 120-1397 (425 amino acids)
Biological process (GO): regulation of DNA-templated transcription
Cellular component (GO): nucleus
Molecular function (GO): RNA polymerase II cis-regulatory region sequence-specific DNA binding; DNA-binding transcription factor activity, RNA polymerase II-specific
Source: RefSeq, a predicted model, not a curated record
GCAUUUCUCCCACAAGGGAGUCAGAGGCUACUCCCCUUGUUCUCCUCGCUUUGCUUGCCCCAUCUCUACCGCGGGUGUUCCUCCUCCACUGGUCGGAUCCUACCUCGGAGGUCGAGUUGAUGGCUGAAGGGAGUGCCUGUUUCAACUGGGGCAUGGCGACCUCGAUGGUCGGGAACCACUACCCGGGCUCCGGCCAUGGCGGUGUUGCACAACACUUUGUCCAUGAUGAUGAUGAUGCUCCGGCCGGGGUGGUCGUCGUCCCGGGCGUCGGAUCAAGAGCUUCUCGUGGCAUCAGCGAGAUAGAUCCCACCGGCUUCCCGGGCUACGGGAGCAGCGACGCCCACAUGGCAAUCGCGGCGCCUCCUCGGCGACCGCCGCGUGCCGGAUCCAGCGGCCUGACACAGUUCAAAGGGGCGUGGACCGUGGAGGAAGACAAGCUGCUCAGGGCGAAGGUGCAGGAGUUUGGCAACGGGAAUUGGGCGAAGGUUGCGCUAUACCUCCCGGGUCGGAGCGGGAAGCAGUGCCGGGAGAGAUGGAUCAACCAACUCGACCCCACCAUUGAGAGGAAAAUCUGGACCGACGCAGAAGACAUGGAGCUCAUCGAGGCGCACCAGGCCUGGGGAAACCGCUGGUCAGUGAUCGCCCGGCUACUCCCAGGCAGGUCGGAGAACGCUGUCAAGAACCACUGGAACGCCACCAAGCGCAGUCUAAGCUCGAAGCGCCUGCUCAAGAAGAGGAACAGCGAGCAGCCCCCUCCCGGCCGGCUCUCCAUCCUUGCAGAGUACAUCCGCAGCCUGGACCCGCACAAUGAAUCACCCGCAGAGACACCGCCACCAUCCCCACCAUUGUAUCAUGGCCAAGAGCACGGCAGGCGGAUAGGGAUGGCCAGUCUAGAUGCUGGCAAUGUCAUCGCCCCUACUACCCAGGCACAGUCGGUCUACCCCAAUCCAGCCAUGACUGGUAUGUAUAACCACCAAAACUCGGCCAACAUGCAGUACUGGGUGCCAGACCUGAAUGCCACCGGCGGGCAACAAGGGGGGUACUCUCACUACACCCCUCCCGACACGCAGCUGAACCACCGCUUGGCGUACGGUCUGCUGCCGGCGCAGAUGGUGAGCGAGCAAGACAUCCAACAGGCGGCGGCCUACGCGAGCAUGAACAUGUACCCGUUCAACGGACAACAGACCCUCCUGGCGAGCAACCUGAACAACCAGCUGGGCGGCGCGGGUGGUGGAGCUGGCGGCUGGUCCUACUACUAUGGCAUGGACGCAUCUGGUCCGAGCCGUCGUGCCACAGGUAGCGGUAGUGGAAGCGACCCUGACGACAUUGAUGUGGUGCAAAUGGCCUCGAGGGAGUUCGCCGGGCAGGACCAGGAGCCCCCUCGAUCGUAUGACUAGAUUCAAGUGAGACAUACAUGCAUGUCCCCGGCGGAUUUCAUGAGCAAGAAGAACAAUGAGACUGUAUGUUUUAUUAUGUAUUUGUGUUGUGUGUGUACUUUGUUUGAUUUGAGUACUUUAUGAAGGUACUUUAUGUGGUCCGUUUAUGAAAGUACAUUAAUUUGUUGUU